Symbiodinium necroappetens is the source of this 780-nucleotide messenger RNA. The record is from the annotation of a GenBank genome assembly. Lineage: Eukaryota; Dinophyceae; Suessiales; Symbiodiniaceae.
AUGGCAGAAUCAACCGCAGGCAUCGCCGAGAUUAAAUCCGUCGCCGGACAGGUGAGUGAGGCAGAGUGGUCGAUCCGCCAGGACCUUGCCUGUUUGUAUCGUGUUGUUGCCCAUCACGGGUGGGACGAUUUUCUGUUUACCCACCUGUCGGUGCGUAUCCCCGGACCUGAACAUCAUUUCCUGCUGAAUCCACUGGGUUUGUACUUCGAAGAAAUCACCGCUUCGAGCCUGGUCAAGGUGGACGUGGACGGCAACAAGGUCAUGGAUACACCUUAUGACGUCAAUCCAGCGGGCUUCACCAUUCAUUCGGCGGUGCACAUGGCACGUGACGAUGCACAUUGUGUCAUGCAUCUGCACACUGACGACGGCGUUGCCGUAUCGGCUCAGGAAUCUGGACUGUUACCCAUUACCCAGCAUGCCAUGCAACUGGGUGAGAUUGCCUAUCAUGACUACGAAGGUGUGGCCCUGGAUCUGGACGAGCGCGCACGUAUAGUCGCCGACCUGGGCACACGCCAGUGCAUGCUGCUGCGCAACCACGGCACACUUACCGUGGGCCAGUCCUGCGCAGACGCUUAUAUGGCCAUGUACUAUCUGGAGCGUGCCUGCACCAUGCAGGUUCGUGCGCUGAGCGGCGGCACAGCCAUCUGUCAGCCACCACAAGGCUCAGCAGAAAAGGCCGCGAACCAGAGCAAAGGAUUGUUCGACGGUCGUAUCGGUCCGCUGGCCUGGGACGCGGUGAAAAGAAAAAUGCAGCGUUUAGACGACAGCUUUUUGCACUGA